AUGGCGGGACAACAGUUUUCCGGGUUUCUCGCGUUCUUGGCCAUUGCCAACCUUCCCUUAACCGCCGGAUACUCCCGGGGUUUCGGGGGCUACGGUGAUUCUUCCGGACGUGUCGGCCCGUGGGACGCCAACUCCACAAACUUUCUCGAGGCCGUCGCGGCCUCCAACGCCACAGGCGUCUACAAGAUCCCCGGCUAUGACGUCUCGAAACCGUAUCCGGGCGAGCCCAUGGACGGCUGGCGUCUCCGCCUCGCCCUCCUCGACAUGUCGCAGGCAGCCUACUCCCCCUCGCUCAACAACAGGGACCCCUUCGUCGGGUACAGCCUGACGAUCGAGGCGCCGCCGGCGCUGCUCAAGACCGACGCGGACGACGGCACCAAGGUGGUCGACACCGACCCCAGCUGGGGCAUGUGCAUGUGGCACUUCGGCCACCCCAACCAGCUCCGGAAGGAGCGCUACAACAACCUGGACAACAAGCCGCUCGCCGCGGACGGCUCGUGCCGGGGGUUCCUCUCGGACGCGUGCAUCGCCGCGCUCGAAAAGGCCACCGAGGACGAGUACGAGAUCGCGUCCUCGGCCAACGCGACCCGCGGCGGCCACGGCUCCCUCGCCACCUGCAGCCGGAUGGGCACGCCGGACGAGUGCGGCGGGGGGUACGGCCCCGGCGGCGCGUCCCCGGUGUCGGUGCCGGCGGACGCGGGCGUGCCGGUCCGCUUCCUGAACGGCUCCGUCACCACGUCGGACGGCUGGGAGUUCGAGCACACGGUUCACUACAACUCGACCGAGGACCUGCGGGAGUACUGGGACUCCAGCGUGCUCAACUACUGGGUGAUUGUCACCGCCAUGGUCAACGCGACGAUGGAUCCGGACAGGUCGGACAGGUCCGGCCCCGGCUUGAGCAGGGUGCACUGCGUGGCGCCGAACGGGGAGGGGACGGGAGUUACUCUCUUUCAGCACUACGGCUCAUGCCUGCCACGCCCGCAGCUCCUCUUCCUAGGCUUCCGCGCGCCCACCCUCUCCAAAUGGCUCCGCCCGGAGUAG
Chaetomium fimeti is the source of this 1041-nucleotide messenger RNA. RefSeq lists its product as uncharacterized. Lineage: Eukaryota; Fungi; Ascomycota; Sordariomycetes; Sordariales; Chaetomiaceae. The transcript is spliced from 2 exons. The record is from RefSeq and is a predicted model, not a curated record. The coding region runs from base 1 to 1041 and encodes 346 amino acids.